AUGUAUUUUUAUUUUUUUUCUGCUGCUCUUGACCUUUAUGAUCAAACUAAAUGGAUUUUCGUCCUCCUGCUCGGAACUUGGUCUGCCAUAGGUUCACCGGACAUAUUGGCUGAAGCCGUAACAUAUGCCACAUCGACUCCAUACGAAUCAAACUGGACGAUCAAAGCGACACAAUCUCGAAUGCUUUCUCUACUAUCUGAUGCGUUGAUCUACCGCGAAAUUCCUUCGGCUGUCCUUAGAGCCUACCUCCUCUCAGGCGCUCCGAGUAUUAAGGUACAGCGGAGCGCCUGA
This is a messenger RNA of Pseudocercospora fijiensis CIRAD86, 291 nucleotides long. RefSeq lists its product as uncharacterized. NCBI's taxonomy places the organism in Eukaryota, Fungi, Ascomycota, Dothideomycetes, Mycosphaerellales, Mycosphaerellaceae. The coding region runs from base 1 to 291 and encodes 96 amino acids. The transcript is spliced from 5 exons. The record is from RefSeq and is a predicted model, not a curated record.